GAGGAAGUAGCUGGGGAGAGGGAAGUCUGGGCUUCUCUGCUUAGGCUGCUGCCCCCGCGACCCGACCUGGGAUAAGCGGAAGAAGACGGAUGGAUGGAUGAUUCUUUGCAUCCUUUGACUUUUCAGUAUGUGGCCUCGGUGGAAGAGGUUUGGACAGUCCUGGAUGAGAGAGUUGAGCUCCUGUGAAAGUUGGCUGGACUGUGGAGCAGAAGCUUCAUUCUUAGCCUCCUCCCCCAGGACCAGGAGGAAUAUCAACAAUGUCCACGUUCACAUUCUUGCCAGCGCGCCCAGCCCCCCCGACAGGCCGACACCACCCCAAACCCAGCCUAGGAGCCUAGGGGGCUGCCUUUUUAGGAGACACCUGAUUCUGCUGCUGCAUAAAGCAUGAUAAGUCUGCCACUUGGGUGCCAGUGGACCAGCAGGCGUGUGCCCGACAGGCUGCUAGGACUGGAAGAAGCCAUGGUGAUGUCAACACUGCUCUCUGAAGACAUCGCGUGGCAAUAGUCCCUGAGCAGAGGAGUCCACAACUCUAAACUUGGACCUUGUCAACAUUUAGUGGGUAGGGUGUUGCAGGACCUGGAGCAAUGGAGAAAUUCAAGGCCGGCAUGGUCCUGGGCGGCGUGGGCGACGCCCUGGGCUUCAGAAAGGGCCGCUGGGAAAGCUGCACAUCAGGCAGGAAGAUCCAGGAGGAACUGGAGUCCUUGGGCGGCCUGGGGGCGCUGAAACUGGACCCUGACCAGUGGCCGCUGAGCGACGCCACGCUGAUGCACAUGACCACGGCCCAGGCCCUCAUCACAGAUUACUGGUCUCUGGAGGACCUGUACCGUGAGCUGGUGCGUCUCUACGUCGGUGCCAUGGUUUCUCUCCAGGGCAGAACCCCUGAUCCAACCACAGUGGAAGGCUGUGUUCACCUAAAACCUCAUAAUGUUCUCCUGGCUUGGCACACACCCUUCAAUGAAAAAGGGUCUGGUUUCGGGGCAGCUGCGAAGGCAAUGUGUGUUGGUAUGAGGUACUGGCAACCUGAGAGACUAGAAAACCUAGUGGAGGUCAGCAUUGAGACCGGCAGGAUGAUACACAAUCAUCCCACAGGCUUCCUGGGCUCCCUGGCAACAGCACUCUUUGCGUCCUUCGCAAUCCAGGGAAAACCUCUUGGAACUUGGGGCCGUGAGCUCCUGAAGGUCAUCCCUCGGGCUGAGGAGUACUGCAGGAAGACCAUAAGACAUAUGGCAGAAUAUCAGGAAAACUGGUUCUACUUUGAGGCCAAGUGGCAGUUUUACUUGGAAGAAAGGGGACUGGAAAAAGAAGGUCAGAACAAACCUUUGGUUGACAAUCGCUACGACGCUGACGAGACAGAUAAGACGUACAAGCGAUGGAGUUCAGAGGGACGUGCUGGCCGGAGGGGACAUGAUGCCCCGAUGAUAGCCUACGAUGCCCUCCUGAUCGCAGGAAGCGACUGGGCGCAACUUUGCAGAAGAGCCAUGUUCCAUGGAGGGGCAGGUGAAGCCACAGGCCUCAUCGCUGGCUGCCUCUUUGGCCUCCUGUAUGGUCUCAACCAAGUUCCUUCCAGCCUCUACCAGGAUUUAGACAAAAGGGAACGCUUGGAGCAGCUUGGAGAGGCGCUUUACAAAGCAGCAUCUGCAGAGAAGAGCAUAGACAAGUAAAAACUGCUGCCUACUGGCUAUCAGAGGAACUGCACGGCCCAAAGACCCCUCGUCUUUUAGACCUUGUUGGUAGAUCCUCUUUCCAAAGUAACAUGUCCUUUCUUCACUCUUCUACCCUUGAUCUUGCCAUCUAUAAACCACCGACUUGAAUUAAUCACGCAAGUGUAAAAGGUUACGUCAACAUUUGUCUUUAUGUAUCUAACCAGCAUCUAGUCCACAUAAAGUGUAUCUCGUAGCAUAUAGCAUGAGUUUUAAGAUGAAUCAAAGCUUUUAUAUCAGAUUGCUGUGGGGAGAAAUAAAUUAUAGCAACCGGGGACAACACUAACUCUAAUUCCUUAUUGCAUAGUGUUAACUUCUAACAUUUGAACUGCAUCAUUUUCUCUGGAUCAGAGGUGUCCAAAGCAUAUAUGUCUUCAAUUUGACCAGCGAAAGGCCAUGAGGCUUAAUAAAAUAUCCGACUUACCUGGAGAUUGUAGUCAUUUUAAUAGUCUGACAGUAUUGAUACUGUUAUUACGUCACCAUCCAGUGGACAUUGUCACCAAUCCAAGUCAAUGACCUUUAAUUAUGCUCUGAAUUGGCAACAUGUCCUUACUUGACCCAAUGCAAACUACCUUCCCUAGUCAUGGUGCAAAAAUAAAUAAAUAAAUAAAUCCAACCAACUCCAAAUGUCAACAGAUAUGGUCACACAUAACACAACCUACCCGAAGAUAUUGUGGAUAUUAUAAAGAACGUCCAUGCACCAUAAACAUUUGUAAAUUACACCAAUUUAAAUCCAUUACAAAGCAUAAUGGGAAAAAUGCAAAACACUUAAUACUAAACCAUGUUUGCUACAUUUUAACGACUUGAUAUUUCUGAUUGAUUACAAAACUCUAAGGAGGUGGCCAAGGAAGUAUACAAGGUAGGAGUCAAACUUUUACAUACUCUUAAUAUCCAAUUAUAUAUAUUACUAAUUAUAUAUAUAUCAUAUUAAUAUAAUAUCAACACAUAUAUAUGUAUAGGCCCCACAACCCCAAAGGGAAUAAGCGGUGGGAAAUGGAUGGAUGGAUGGAUGGAUAUGUAUAGGCUAUAUAUGCGUGUAUAUAGUUACUUUAUAUAUAUCUAUAAUCCAGGUCAAUGACCUUUAAUUGUGCUCUGAAUGCAAGUUUGCACAGCAAUCACUAUGUGACCCAAUGCAAACAACCUUCUCUAGUCAUGGCGCAACAAAACAAAAAUAUAUGUAUAGAAAAAAAAUCCAACCUACACAAAAUGUCAACAGACAUGGUCACACAUAACAAACAACCUGCCCACUGAUAUUGUGGAUAUUUUAAGAAACGUCCAUGCAUCAUAACAUUUUUUUUUAAAUUACACCCAUUUAAAUCCCAUUAAAAAGCCUCAUGGGAACAAUGCAAAACAGUCUCCACACUUAUCCAUGUUUGGUGCAUUUUUUGUGCUUGAUGUUUCUUGGUUGAUUACAAAACUUUAAGGAGGUCUUCAAAAAAGUUAACAAGGUAGGAGUCGAACUUUCACAUUCUCUUAAUGUCCAAUUAUAUCAAAUAGUAAUUAAAUAUCCAUUAUAUUAAUAUAAUAUUGAAACAUAUAUGUAUAGGCUACAUAUAGGAUAUAUAUAUAAUUAUAUAUAUAUAUAUAUAUAUAUAUAUAUAUAUAUAUAUAUAUAUAUAUAUAUGUGUAUAAUCCAGGUCAAUGAACAUUUAUUAUGCACUGAAUGGAAGUUUGCGAAUAAUUUUUUUAUGUGACCCAAUGCAAACAACCAUCCCUAGUCAUAGUACAAAAAAAACAAAACAUAAAAAAUUCUAAAUCACACCGAUCUAAAUCCAUUCCAAAUCAUAAUGGGAAAAAUGCAAAACAGUCUCCACACUUAUCCAUGUUCGGCGCCUUUUAGCGGCUUGAUAUUUCUGAUUACAAAACAUUAAGGAGGUCGCCACGGAAGUAAACAAAGUAGGAGUCAAACUUUCACAAUACCCAAUUAUAUUCAUUUCAUAUUAAUUAUAAUAAUAUAAUAUGUACACAUAUAUAUGUAUUGGCCAUGUACAUAUAGUUAAUUUACACAUAGUCAACUUUCGGCCCUCGACCAAAAUGUUUUAGCUCAAUUUAGCCCUAAGCUCAAAAAAUUUGGACACCCCUGCUCUAGAUUCUUCACUAGGAAAAACAUAAUACACAGUAAUCCUACUCUUAAUUGGAAGAUAUUGCCUAAUGAAUAUUAAUCUAAAAGCAACUAAUGACAUGACUAGGUUUGAGAGCAAUCUAGCAAACUGCCAAUUCCGUAAUGUGUGCAUAAUCGUUGAGUGUUACGUAUAUAAGCAGUUAUGUUCCCAGGAAGUGUGCUUGGUGAUCUUAAUUCCAACUAACCAGACCGAUUAGUUACAGCGUGUGAAAUAACCCUGACAUCGUGAUGAUUAAAAUCUACUUAAAUAUUG
This is a messenger RNA of Nerophis ophidion (straightnose pipefish), 4075 nucleotides long. It is a transcript of the gene adprhl1, whose product is annotated as ADP-ribosylhydrolase like 1. Gene Ontology annotation, molecular function: magnesium ion binding; ADP-ribosylarginine-[protein] hydrolase activity. Gene Ontology annotation, biological process: protein de-ADP-ribosylation. The transcript is spliced from 7 exons. Bases 585 to 1661 code for a protein of 358 amino acids. The record is from RefSeq and is a predicted model, not a curated record. Lineage: Eukaryota; Metazoa; Chordata; Actinopteri; Syngnathiformes; Syngnathidae.